Molecule: messenger RNA, 1785 nt
Organism: Dentiscutata erythropus
Lineage: Eukaryota; Fungi; Glomeromycota; Glomeromycetes; Diversisporales; Gigasporaceae
Source: the annotation of a GenBank genome assembly
AUGGUGUCAUUAUUCAAAGAAAAGAAAUGUGACGUGCUGAUUUGUGGUGCAGGUCCCGUUGGCCUAUUCCUGGCAAAUGAAUUGGCCAAUUUUGAAAUUAAUUUCCGUAUCAUUGAUAAGACCAAAAAGAAACCGGAUUUUUCAAAGGCUCUUUUGUUAGCACCUAGAACCUUGGAAAUUUUAAAUAACAGAGAUCUUAUCGAUACAUUUUUGGAACAUGGUAACAGAAUAAAACAUUUCAAUGUAUACCAAAACACUAGCAACACUAGCGACCCGCUUAAGAUCGAUUUGACCAAUAUGAACACCACCUGUCCCUUUGGAGUAAUUAACCGUCAAAAUAAGACCGAAGAAUAUUUAAUUGAUGCUCUACACAAAAAGAAAUCGAUGGGAAAAAAAAAUGUUCCUAAUGUUGAAUUCGGCAUGGAACUAUUGAGCUACAAAGAGGAGGAAAAUCAUAUUAUUGCUGUUGUAAAGAAUUUAAAUAACAACAUAGAAGAAGAAAUUCAUUGUCAGUAUUUAGUAGGGUGUGAUGGUGUACAUUCCAAUGUCAGAAAAGGAGCAAACGGCUGGACUUAUGAAGGGCAAACACUGAAAUCCUCGUGGGCCUUAGCUGACGUAAUGAUUGAUCAUGAAUUGGUUAAUUACGAUCAUGUAACCGGACCUAUUAUAUUGUUUCCGUUGGAUGCUAGAAAAAAUACAGUCCGUGUCUUUAUGAAAGUUGCUGAUGAAGAGGACAAACAUGAAAAUAACGACAGUAUUACACAUGGGCUCACAAAUGAAACGCACAUAACUCUUGAUGAGAUGCAGAAAAUCAUUGAUGAUAGAAUUGCUCCAAUUAAAUUAGAGCUAAAGAAUCCAGUAUGGAUUUCCAAUUUUAGGAUUAAUGAAAGGAUUGUAAACAGAUAUCGAACGGGGCGUGCUUUUGUCGCUGGAGAUGCUGCUCAUUGUCAUUCGCCAGUAGGAGGUCAAGGCAUGAAUUUAGGAAUUCAGGACGCUCAUAACUUAGCAUUCAAAUUAGUUCUAGCUAUUCGAAAUCAGGCAGUUGACAUUAAUAAACUUCUUGAUAGUUAUGAACAAGAACGAUAUCCCGUUGGCAAAAAUAUUGUUUCAAGUACCAGCUUUGCUACGAAACUUUUAAGUAACACUGACAUGGUUAAUAAAUUCCUCCGAACGCGCAUAGCUCCUUUCAUUAUUCAUUUCUUUCCUCAAGCUGCACUUAAUACCCAAAGUAAUUUAUUCCAAAUAGAACUUAACUACUCGUCUGAGGCAUCAGGGAUUCUUCACAAUCACUCAAGCACAGAAAACAAAUUGAUUAAAGCAGGUCAUUUCGCAUUAGACGGACUACUAAUGAAAGUAAUUCCCCACAAAAUUCAUGAUCGCUUAACUUUAUAUGAUAUCUUACGUUCAACGGCAGUAAAACACACUUUAAUAUUGUUUACUCUAAGCAAUGGAGUCACUGCUGAUAAUAAUCCACUUAUUGAUACACUGUUGAAUAUCUACACUACUUAUAAAACCACUAUCACACCUAUUAUUAUUUCAUUUCAAGGUGUCGUCCAGAUCGCAGAUGUACCAUUCAUGCCAUUCCUAGAAGAAGGCAGAGAACAGCAUAUAUUUGUUGAAAACAGAUUUGAAUUGCACGAAAAAUAUGGCAUUACUAAGGAGAACGGGAAACAGGCUUUCGUACUUGUUCGACCUGAUUUAUACAUUGCUAGUGCAGUGUUUGAAGAUGAUGUUGAUGAAUUAAAAGCAUUUUUAGAUGGUUAUUUGGUCAAGGCAGAUAGAUAG